This is a messenger RNA of Phytophthora nicotianae INRA-310, 1621 nucleotides long. RefSeq lists its product as hypothetical. The coding region runs from base 71 to 1126 and encodes 351 amino acids. Gene Ontology annotation, biological process: COPI coating of Golgi vesicle. The record is from RefSeq and is a predicted model, not a curated record. Gene Ontology annotation, molecular function: GTPase activator activity. The transcript has 6 exons. Lineage: Eukaryota; Oomycota; Peronosporomycetes; Peronosporales; Peronosporaceae.
CGUCAGCAACGGAACUGCUCAGACUUUCAUUACGCUUUUUUUGCUCCGACGUGACGACCGAUAUAAAGCGAUGAGCUCUCCGCUCGUGUAUGUGCCGACGCAGGUGCGCGACGCGUGGUUCCAGAAGCUCCGCUCGUCCGUGGCCAAUAAGGGAUGUUUUGACUGCAACAAGCGCCAUCCUACGUGGGCCACGGUCACGUACGGCGUCUUUAUAUGCUUGGACUGCUCGGGAUACCAUCGCCGUCUUGGUGUACACCUGUCGUUCGUGCGCUCUAUCGACAUGGAUGAGUGGACUGAGGAUCAGCUCAAGACCAUGAGUGAGGGUGGGAAUGCUGAAGCUCGCAAAUUCUUCAAGCAGUAUGGUGCCGCGGAGAUGACCAGUAUUGAGGCUAAGUACAAUUCUAAGGCGGCACAGUUGUACAAGAUCGCACUGGCCAAGAAGGUUAAGGCGUCCAAGCUGCAGAUUGUCGCCCCAGUAGCAGAGGAGGAGACUCACGACAAUGAUAUUGAUGGUCUUGAAGCGCUAGUGAAGCAUGUGGAGAUCAAGAGCGAGGCAAAUAACGCCGCUGCGGUGCAUGGCCACUUGCAGCGUGAGGUUCCUACUACAACUCCUGCUGUGAUGAAGCCGUCUCCGGCAGCGUCUACCCAGCCGUCGGGGUUGUUGAGUGUCAACCGUCCAGUAGUACUACUAGGAGCGAAGGCUGGCGAGGCGACGAAGCCGGCCACUACGAGUACUACACGACUGAACACACAGAGCAAGGUAAAACCUAUAGGACUGAACUAUUUUUUUGUGUUAAGUGUGCUAAAUCGUCGUGGCUUUGCGAAGGCUACUCGUCUCGGAGCCACGAAGCUGUCUACUGGUGGCAAGGCAACGCGUCUCGGUGCGACAAAGCUCUCUACCGGUGAUGACUUUGACUUUGACGACAUCCCGUUCGAGGUGGGUAAAGCAUUGGAGUUGUUGACUGGCAGUUCUCUCAAUAGACCAAUCUUGGUUGCUUAUUCACGUAGAACCCUCCUCCGCCUCCUCCUACCGCUGAGGAGCUCUCAACUGAGAAGCAGAUUAAGGAUGAUGAGGCUCUGGCACGAGCGCUACAGGAGGCUGAAGAGGAACGCACAUCAGCUGUAGCCACACCCGCGCCGGCAACGUAUCAGCCCGCUCCGGUCCAAACGCAAACGUUGGACAAAUACAAGAAUGCCAAGUCUAUUUCUUCCGAUAACUUCUUCGGUGGCGAGGCGGUGCAGGCAGACAGCACGCACCUGGCAAGAUUCCAGGGCUCGCAGUCGAUCUCGAGCGAUGCCUUUUAUGGCAACAACUCGCGUGGUCGAUCAGCGUCCGGAGAGCUGACUGACGAAGCUGCGUACCAGUUGCAGCUGAUGAAGGACAACAUGGCUAACAAGGCGGCCAAGCUGAAAAACAUGACGAGCGGCUUUUUCAACGAUCUGCAGACCCGCUACUCAUAGGCAGCAACAGUCAAGCUGUAGCCAUGUUGAAUCGAUCCACGUGGCAGCACUCAAGAACCUGUGCACAGUUAAUAUAGCCGGAUAGCUGAAGACGACUCAUUAUUUCUACUUGGAAAUUGUAUGGAUGUCAAAAUAUAGCACGCAUACCUCUUUACCCCGA